Messenger RNA from Carassius auratus (goldfish), 4032 nucleotides. RefSeq names its product selenocysteine insertion sequence-binding protein 2-like. Gene Ontology annotation, cellular component: mitochondrion; ribonucleoprotein complex. The transcript is spliced from 18 exons. The record is from RefSeq and is a predicted model, not a curated record. Lineage: Eukaryota; Metazoa; Chordata; Actinopteri; Cypriniformes; Cyprinidae. Bases 140 to 3154 code for a protein of 1004 amino acids. Gene Ontology annotation, molecular function: mRNA 3'-UTR binding; selenocysteine insertion sequence binding; ribonucleoprotein complex binding.
CGCGGACUCCGUCCCAGAUGAGCGUCGGUCAGUCAGUCAGUGAGUGACGGACUUCAGAACCGGAGCAGCUCUGGAUCAUGCGCGAGCUCACCGCGUCCUGACAGCUGCACGCAGCUCGGUUCCGGUGUCGGCGAGAGAGAUGGACGGAGGCGAGAGGAAGGAUAUAAAGCUCUCUGCUGAAGUAGAACCGUUUAUCCCUCAGAAGAAAGGUGUUGAAGCGUCAUUAUUACCCAUGAGUCUGUGCGGUGAGGGUGGAGCUGAGCCCACACAAAUCCCCUCCUACCUGAUCACCUGCUACCCCUUCGUUCAGGAGAAUCAGAACAACAGUCGGCAGAUGGCGGUGUAUAACGGAGAUCAGCGCUGGCAGCAGCUGAACCCGGGCCCUGGGGGGCCUUACCUGGCGUACCCCAUCCUGUCGUCCCCACAGCCCCCCGUCUCCAGCGAUUACCCCACAUACUACCACGCCAUCAUGCCCUCGCCCUGCCCUCCCGUCAUGGGCUUCUACCAGCCCUUCCCUGGGCCCUACACGGGACCCCUGCCACCCGGUGUCCUCAACCCCGUCUCCGACUGCAGCCUGACGCCGAGAGGAAGAGGAGUCUCACGAAACCCCGUCCUGAACAAGCAGCCAGUGGCUCAGCCAAUCAGAGCCAAGCGUCCCGUGAUGCGGAGCGUGGCGGUUCAGAAGGAGGUGUGUGCCGCCGGGCCUGAUGGGAGAUCCAAGACCGUGCUGCUAGUGGAUGCAGCGCAGCAGACAGACUUCCCCGGCGAGGCGUCUGGCGGCGCCAGGUGUGUGUCGGAUCAGGCCGGUCCUCAGUGGAAGAACAGAGCUCGGUGCAGACGCACGUCCCAGCAGGAGUCGUCCGGAGAGCAAGGGGUCAGCGAGGCAGACAUCGACAGCGACAGCGGCUACUGCAGCCCCAAACACAACCAGGGAGCCGCCAGCUCCUCCACCAAUCAGCACACGGACGCCGCGGCUGUGGACGCUGGGGUCAUGACAGCUGGUAGCUGGGGGCAUGUAGCCUCACAGACCGUCCAGAAGCCGUGGACAGACAGGAACACAGUGUAUCUCAGAGGCAGAACACCUGAGCAGAGGAACUACACACAGGACGUCCAGAUGAGCUUUAGAGGUCACGCAGGAGGACAGAGAUCCACUCCUUCAGAGACGCCCAACACACACCUCACACCUGAGCCACUCUACUUUCAGGAUGAGGAUGAGUUUCCUGAUCUGGCCACCGGUGGAGCUGCUCAGCGCAAUAAACCAGAACCAGUUCAGCCCAAACUGCCCAAGAGCCUGCUGGAUAACCUUCCAGAGAACUCCCCCAUAAGCAUCGUGCAGACGCCGAUCCCCAUCACCAGCUCCGUGCCCAAGAGAGCCAAGAGUCAGAGGAAGAAGGCCCUCGCCGCCGCUCUCGCCACAGCACAGGAGUACAGCGAGAUCAGCAUGGAGCAGAAGAAGCUACAGGAGGCUCUGUCUAAAGCAGCAGGUAAGAAGAGCAGGACGCCGGUGCAGUUGGAUCUGGGAGACAUGCUAGCAGCGCUCGAGAAACAACAACAGGCCAUGAGAGCACGACAACUCAACAACACCAAACCAUUGUCAUACGCAGUGGGGACAGUGGGCGCUCUGAACAGUAAAGAUGGCAGCAGUCGAGUGACGGGACUCAAAAACACAUACACCCCCCCUCACAACACCCUGGACUCCAGCGCGCCCCGCGUCAAGAGAGGGAAAGAGAGAGAGAUUCCCAAAGUCAAGAAGACCACCACCAUGAAGAAGAUCAUUCUGCAGGAGCGUGAGGUGAAGAAGGGCAAGAGUCCUGCAGAGCACAGCGCAUCUGGAGCAGACGAGCAGAGAGAUGCUCUGAGCUUCACAGACACACUCACACAGGAGCAGGAUGAGAACGGUCUGAGCGUGCCCAGUGAUGCGUCUCUGUCUCCAGCCAGUCAGAACUCUCCCUACAGCAUCACACCCGUGUCUCAGGGCUCGCCCGGCAGCUCCGGCAUCGGGAGCCCCAUGGCUGCGUCCGCCAUCACCAAGAUCCACAGCCGCCGCUUCAGAGAGUACUGUAAUCAGGUGUUGAGUAAGGAGAUCGAUGAGAGCGUGACGCUGCUUCUGCAGGAGCUGGUUCGAUUUCAGGAGCGGGUUUAUCAGAAGGAGCCCAGUAAAGCCAAAUCCAAGCGUCGUCUGGUCAUGGGUCUGCGAGAGGUCACCAAACACAUGAAACUGCAAAAGAUCAAGUGUGUCAUCAUCUCGCCCAACUGUGAGAAGAUCCAGGCCAAAGGCGGCCUGGAUGAGGCCCUCUAUAACGUCAUUGCCAUGGCAAGGGAGCAGGAGAUCCCGUUUGUGUUCGCUCUGGGUCGAAAGGCUUUGGGCCGCUGCGUGAAUAAAUUGGUGCCCGUGAGCGUCGUGGGAAUAUUCAACUUCUCUGGAGCAGAGGGUCUGUUCAAUCAGCUGGUGUCUCUGACGGAGGAGGCGCGGAGGGCGUAUAAGGAGAUGGUGAGCGCUCUGGAGCAGGAGCAGGCCGAGGAGGCGCUGAAGAACGUCAAGAAGGUCCCGCACCACAUGGGUCACUCCAGAAACCCGUCCGCCGCCAGCGCCAUCUCCUUCUGCAGCGUCAUCUCCGAGCCCAUCUCAGAGGUCAACGAGAAGGAGUACGAGACAAACUGGAGGACGAUGGUGGAGAGCGCAGACGCUCCAGAGCCGCUGGACACUGAACCGGUCAGCAGAUCGACCAGCAGAGAGCAGCGUGAGGUCAGCUCUCCGCCUCCGCAGCCGACGGAGAAGAGAGAGGAGUCCCGCUCGGACGACCGGCUGGAAUGGGCCUCGCAGCGGAGCACAGACACCGGCUCGCUGGACGGCAGCUGCAGAGACCGCCUCAACUCCUCCAUCACCUCCACCACCUCCACACUGGUGCCCGGCAUGCUGGAGGAGGAGGACGAGGAGGACGAAGAGGAGGAGGACUACACGCCCGAGCCCAUCUCUGUACAGGUGCCGCCGCUCAGCUCCAGGAUCGAGUCCUGGGUCAACAAAACCCUGGAGAACAUGCAGCUGCGCCGACAGAGCAGCGACGAGGACGAGGAGGAAGAGCGGCUGAGCGACGAGGAGGAGAUCGACUCCUCUGAUCUCACCGAACCGGCGGCGGAUCCGCACACGGGAUGAGCUCACACACACACACACACACACACCGACUCAGGAAUCGAGAACGGACAGACCAACCGCUCACACACUCUCUGUGAAUAUCUCACACACACACACAGUCCUGUCUUCUUAAAAUAUCUUCUUUUGUGCUCCACUCCAAGUCAGAAAGUCUAAAUGAUGGCGUUUUUGGGUGAACUGUUCCUCUAAAGUAGCCGUACUGAAUCACUGAGUCGAAUGAAUCACUAUCAUGAUGCUUCACAGUGCUUUUACUGUAAAAACGAGCAGCUGAACAUCCUUCUGAACAUCUCGUGACAUGAACACGUGUGAAGGAAACAGGCGUGCGUUCGUUCGCUCGUCCACACUGGCGUUUCGUUUAACCAGGAACACGAAGCUUUAACCAAGAAGCAGCAGACGUGUUGAUGUGUGUGUAACGGUCCUGUAAAUAAGGUGUUUAAAUGUUUCUAAUCCUCCGGUUGAACUGAUUCGGAGAGUGUUUUACUCCUCUGUGGUUUCCUGCCGGUCUAUAUUACUCUGUGUGUUAGUCUCUUACCAUGUUUACUCUGAUUUACUCUGCUCUUUCUCCUCCGUCUGUGCUUGAGAGGUGAAGCCGUGUGCGUUCAUCUCCACAUGAAGGAUUUGUGAUAUGUGUUAUAACGAUGAUGUUCCCUAACUGUCUGUGUUGAUGGCUAACGGAUCCAGCUUCUGUAGCAGUGCUAGCGGAUCCAUCUCUGUGUUUGGAGUGAUCUUCAUCUGCGUGUCUUUUGCACUAUGUAUAUAAACGUGAACAUGCUUUGGUAACUAAUGUGAAACUAGCACAUGUGUUUUCCAGCAGUUCUGAUGGUGAAGUCUGUAUCUCUGGCUGAUCGUUAAUACAAUUAAACAGUUUUCAGUAAACCAUC